AUGCAAUCUUGUCGCUUUUAUAACGAGACUACCCAACCCAUUAUCACAGUCGUGAUCACCAUUUUACUCCGCAUGGAGAAGCGAAGUGCCCUCAAGAUCGUCGGUGUGCUUCUCGCUACGGCGGGUGCGAUGAUCGUUACUUGGUUCUCUGGCGGAGGAACGGAAGGGAAGAAUAUUCUGCUCGGCUCGCUCUUUUUCUUCAUCAACUGUGUGAGCAGUUCUAUGUUUGUGAUCGUGUCGAAAGCGCUGGUGCAGCUGUAUCCGGCUCUCUCGGUGACAUCGCUCUCGUACAAUGUGUGCUCGGUUUUGGUGAUGAUCGUUGGAUUGGUGAUGGAAUGCCAGCGCGUGGAGCAUCCCGAAGGAAGGCAUUUGGUGUUUGUUGUGUGGUGCAAUCGGUACAUUGAUGCAUCGAUCAUCUCGGCGUAUUCCACGUUCCAGCCCAUCUCUACGACGAUUGUGGCCGUUUUGUUCUUGCACGAAGUGCUGAAGUGGGGCGAUCUGGGCGUGUUUUUGGUGUUUUUGGGACUGGGGUUUGUGAUUUAUGAUAGUUAUAAGAGCAAACGUAGCGAUGGAGAGAUGAGAUGA
This is a messenger RNA of Blastocystis hominis, 585 nucleotides long. RefSeq lists its product as hypothetical. Lineage: Eukaryota; Bigyra; Opalinata; Blastocystidae. The record is from RefSeq and is a predicted model, not a curated record. Gene Ontology annotation, molecular function: transmembrane transporter activity. The transcript has 4 exons. Gene Ontology annotation, cellular component: membrane. The coding region runs from base 1 to 585 and encodes 194 amino acids.